AUGGUCAUGGAUCAAUUCGGCAACCGCGUUUUUGACGUGGGUUUUGUGGCUUUCGACGAACUGGUUGCGGAAGGAGUGGGAGCUGAGGUGCUUGUGGUCUGGGACUUUUGGGAGGGUGAUGAAGUUGACACGUCGCAAUACGGGAGAGGCUUUGAGGAAGGCUAUCGGGUCGCACAUAGACAAGUGCUACCGUGA
Molecule: messenger RNA, 195 nt
Organism: Prunus armeniaca (apricot)
Lineage: Eukaryota; Viridiplantae; Streptophyta; Magnoliopsida; Rosales; Rosaceae
Source: the annotation of a GenBank genome assembly